UGUUCACUGAAAUCACGAAAAUGCCACCCACUUCCUCCACCUUCCUCCCUUACUCCAAAGACGACAAGGCCAAGAGGCACAAGCCCUUCGCCGCCGUGCCGCCGCCACCGCGCAUCUCCCUCUCCUUCCUUAUCUCCGGCGUGUUCUUCUUUGUCGGUGCCGUCGGGAUCGUCUUCGCCAUUGUCGUGCUUCUUCGCCCCCCGCGGACUGUGCAGGUUUCGGUGUUCCGGUGUGGGAGAGCUGAGGACACGCUUAGGAACUUCCGGUCGAAAUCUAGCGUUGGUGGCGGUGCUGGGUUGGAGGAUCGGCCGAAGCUGCUGGGCUUCGUCGGGGUGCAGACGGGGUUUGGAUCGGCUGAUCGUCGGGCUGCGCUUCGGAGCACUUGGUUCCCUUCCGAUCCGGAGGCUCUAGCUCGUAUGGAGCAGUCUACUGGGUUGGCUUUUAGAUUUGUCAUUGGACGGACAAAAGAUGCCAAGAAAAUGGCAGAACUUCGGCGUGAAGAGGCAAAAUAUCAUGAUUUCUUGUUCAUUGAUGCUGAAGAAGAGUACUUGAAAUUACCACAGAAAACGCUUGCGUAUUUCAAAGCGGCAUACAGCCUCUUUGAUGCAGAGUUUUAUGUUAAAGCUGAUGAUGCUAUAUAUCUACGGCCAGAUCGACUUGCAAUUCUUCUAGCCAAGGAUCGAGCACAUCGUCGCACUUAUAUUGGUUGUAUGAAGAAAGGUCCAGUGGUCACAGAUCCGAAGAUGAAAUGGUAUGAGAGUUCAGGUCAUUUAAUUGGAAAUGAGUACUUUCUACAUGCAUAUGGCCCAAUAUAUGCAUUGUCUGCUGAGGUUGUUGGAGCUCUUGCCGCUACUAAAAAUGAUAGUCUGAGAAUGUUUAGCAACGAGGAUGUUACUAUUGGAUCCUGGAUGCUUUCUAUGAAUGUCAAUCAUGAAGAUAAUAGAGCACUAUGUGAUCCAAAAUGCACAUCUACAUCAAUUGCAGUAUGGGACAUACCAAAAUGUUCAGGUUUGUGCAACCCUGCGGAAAAGAUAAAGGAGCUACAUAAGACCGGCAUGUGCUCGAAAAGUCCUACACUCCCGCCCGACGAUGAUCGAUAGUAUAAAGUACCGAAGUUUCAAGCUUCUUGACUAAAUAUUAAAGCUCAAUGGUAUCUUCAAAGACAUACAUAUAUAUACACACACAGGCUCAUCUCAUUUUCUAUUGUCAUUCCUCCAUCCAAAUCAUGCUGUAUAUUAGACACCACAUACCUAUAAAUCAAAUACAAAUUUGCUAUA
Dioscorea cayenensis subsp. rotundata (Guinea yam) is the source of this 1277-nucleotide messenger RNA. RefSeq names its product probable beta-1,3-galactosyltransferase 12. Gene Ontology annotation, molecular function: hexosyltransferase activity. Gene Ontology annotation, cellular component: Golgi membrane. The transcript is spliced from 7 exons. The record is from RefSeq and is a predicted model, not a curated record. The coding region runs from base 21 to 1100 and encodes 359 amino acids. Lineage: Eukaryota; Viridiplantae; Streptophyta; Magnoliopsida; Dioscoreales; Dioscoreaceae.